ACUGAAGGAUGAAGUAGUGCCUGAAUUGAACCUUCAAGGUCGUAGUUGCCUUGUAUUGAUAAUGUUUCAAACCUCGAGUAUAUUGGGAAUGAAAUAGCGAUUUGAUUGUUUUUACUUUUAGCGUAGAUCUUCGGCACAUGUAGGUGUUUGCACAAAGACUAGUGAAAAUUAGUUCUAAAGAUAAAAGUGUGUCAGCAACGCUUCUUUAGAGUCAGAAUUCUGACACUCCCUCUUUAAAGAGGGAAUAAAAUAACUUAUAAAUCCCUUCUGGCAUACUAAACGCAUCCAAGUUCGUUUUGAUUUUCGUUAGGCAGGAAUGUGAUUAAAGAUAUUUCGGUGUCAAUCGCAGUUAUGGUCAAUGUACUGUUAACAGUACAGUUAGCAACCCAAGAGAACGUACUUUCGAGUUAGACACAAACAUCUAUUAAUUUUAAUUUCCAUGUAAGUGUUCGUCUUAAGCCGUACCGUUGUUUGCUGUUCGUUUCAGCAUCUUUGUAUUUGCUUCCUAGUAGCUGUCAUAAGAAGCACCAACCACGCUUUAGAAGUAAUGACUAAGAUUCUAUGUUUCAUAUUUACAACUGGGUUGUAAGCCGUUUUGUGGUGAUAUGCUAGACCGCCUUUUUACAACAUGAAUAUCUUUCCCUGAAAGAACGGUCAUAUUCAGUUUAUGAGGUCACUUAUAUUAGAAUGAUCUAUAUGAUUUUAGGGAGAAGGAUAGUUUUUGACCAGCCAUAUCAAAAGACAAAAAAACCCCAACGGACAUCGUUAUAAACCUGUACCGACUAUGUUGACUCUUGUAUAACUCGUACCUUAGUUGCCUUCUGGCUCGUUAUGCGAUAUUGAUGAUGCUUAACAUAGGUGGGAAUAAACUAAGAUAUUACAUAAGUUUAUAAGGUAACUAGCGAUUUUUUAACCCUGUUAAAAUGUGUGCUUAUGUCCUUGUUUACAGAGAUAAUGGAAAGCAGUGUUUGUGAACCCUGUAUUUGAUGUCUUAAAACUGCCUACACUACUGUGGAUCUGUCCACUGUUUAUCUCCCUUUGAAUCCUUCUACUGUUCUUCAUCCAGUCGUCAUAAGUAUCGUUCUUAUUUGUUUGUUUAUUUACUCAAAGAUUCUGGUACAUUAGGGCACCAAUAAUUGUGUCAUACAAAUGAAGUGAUAUUUUGAGGUAAAAGUUGAAAAGGGUCGUAAAACUAAUAUAUGUGAACAGUAGUGGCAUUUAAUUAAAUAUACAGCUCCUUUUAAAAAAAACUACCAUCAUGAAAGAUCGGUUGAUGGAAUUCAGUCCACUUUUAUCAAGCGUUUCAUAGAAAACGACAUCAGGGUCAGCAUUCUUUGAAUCUUCCCGUUUCUGUGGUCUUAUCUUUCGUGCGUCUACCUUUGUUAGUGGUUUGCCUUAUAAAAACUAGUUCAAUAUAAUGUAUUAUUACGCAUUUGGUUGUACAUCACACCUGUCAUCAUGAUGUGAAAAUAUCGAAUUCCCUGACCUUUAGCAGCCAUGCUAACUUGAACUUUAGAAAUGAAUGCUUUCCAUCUGGAUGUUUAACCUUAACUAUUUUCAUAAAGUCUCCCAAAAUACUGUUUGUUUCUACUUCUAUGCGAAAUAACAAAACUUGUUCUGUUUUUGUUGGUAAAAACUCAACAUUUUUUUCUGUUAAAAAUAUAGGUACUUAAUUGUUAAUUUUCAAUAUGACAUAUUCAAAUUCGACAAUACCAACGCCGUGUUUGGAUCUUGCUAUGGAGGGUGAGAGAUUUUGCCGUGAAGGGGAUUGGAAUAAAGGCAUAUCUUAUUUUCUUAAAGCACUAGCAAUCGGAACGGAUGAUCUUAGUUGUCUAUCGGUCGUUUAUUGUCAGUUAGGCAAUGCUUAUUUCUACCACAAGAUUACGCCAGAGCCUUGGAAUAUCAUCGUUGGAACCUUGCUCUAGCUAGAAGAAUGGGUGAUGGUAUUGGUGAAGCAUUCGCAACAGGAAAUCUUGGUAAUACACUUCAAAUGAUGGGCAAAUAUGACGAGGCAAUAAUGUGUUUCACACAUGAAUUAGCAAUUGCUAGACAGUUAAAUGACAAGAGAACAGAAGCUGGAGCUCUAUACAAUCUUGGUAGUGUAUAUCAAGCUAAGGGGAAACAAUGGCUACCGGAUUCUGGUGAAUUUCCGGCUGAUGCAGUUAAAGCACAAAGAAAAGCUGCUGAAUAUUACAAAAUGGGUCUUGAAUUAGUUCGAGCACUUGGUGAUCGACCUGCUGAAGGUCGAGCUCUUGGUAGUCUAGCAAAUGCUUACUAUUUACUGAGUAAUUUCACUGAAGCAAUUGAAUGUUAUAGAGAACGUUUAAAAAUUGCUAAAGAAUUUGGUGAUCUAACUGCUCAACGACGUGCUCAUAGUAAUAUUGGUAAUGCAUUUAUAUUUUUAGCUGAUUUCAAUGCAGCCGUUGAACAUUAUCGAGAAGCAUUACAAUUAUCAGUACGUUUGAAGGACACAUCACUUGAAGCUCAAGCUUGUUUCAGUCUAGGAAAUACAUUUAUUCUAUUAAGGGACCCAAGUACUGCUGUUGUAUUCCUACUGAGACAUCUCAUUAUUGCUCGUGGUCUAUUCGAUCGUAUAGGUGAAGGUCGAGCACAUUGGUCAUUAGCAAAUGCUUAUACUGCCUUAAAAAGAUAUGAUCUAGCUUUACGUUGCUCUAAACGUCAUCGUCGAAUUGCUCGUCAGCUGGGUGAUACUACAGGCUAUAUGACUGCUCAACUGAUGAUUGGUGAAAUCUGUAACUUAAUGACAAGUACACAAACAGAAUGCUCUACUCUGAUUGGUGCUUCUUGUAAAAAUGAUCAAACGGACUCACAAUCAAACAAUUCAAAUUCAACCAUAAAUUAUUCGUCUGUACAACAGAGUUGUUUACUGGAUAUAAAUAAUUCGAAAUUAAAUGAAAAUAUUCUGUUCUUAAAAAGUAACCAUAAAUUACCAUGUGGUACAAACAAUAACAAAUGUUGCAUUGAUGGGAAUAACAAUAGUGUCAGUACUAAUACUACUACUAUUUCUAAUCCUACUAAUACUAUUUUAACAAAUAAUAGUUGUACUGAUAUUAAUUUUUCAAAUAAUCCUCCCAUUGAUCUUCAUAUUACUGAUGGAAGUAAUUCUAGUCUAAUAAAUGGAUUAAUUUCACAUUCAUUAUUGGAUUCCUCUAAAACAAUCGAUCCCUCUGCAAACACUGACAUUGUUAGUAGUCGAAUAGAGAUAAAAAGUUCACAAUCAACUGUAACUAGUAAUUUUUCUACUACCACUGUUCCUUCCCCUACAACUGUAACAGCGAAUAUAAUUGAUAGUAAUCAUACUACUGAAAAUCAUUCACAUAAAGUAGUAAUUAACAAUGAUAAUGGUAACGAUGAUGAUAAUAAUCAAGAUGAUCUAGAUUUGGAAUUGGAUAAAGAUUUAGAAAAUGAAUUACUUGAAAAUUAUGAAGGUAUACUUGAAACAGUGGAAUUUGUAACUGUUACAGAAGAUGGACAAACUGUCACUUCACAAAUGGGUUGUUUGGAUGUUCCAACGCCUGUUCUAUCAGAGUCGAAAAAGGAAAACAUGGUUGAAUUUUAUUUAAGUGCUCCAUCAUUUCGUCCAAGUUUAUCACAACAAAUUGAUAUACCUAAUCUUCAAGAUAUUGAAGGCAAUUUAGAAUCAAUUGAAUCCAUGUCUCAGAUGAAUAGAAAUUCUAAUUUAUCAAGUGAAAAUUUAGAUUCUGGAAAUACAUGUAAUACUGUUGGUACUAGUUCGUCAGCAGUUGCAGUCGCUGCCGCAUCUCUAGUUGAAGAAGAACGUUCAGUAGAUCAACAAGAAAUGUUUUUCUCACUUCUACUUGAAUCACAAUCUCGUCGUAUGGAUGAACAACGUUGUUAUUUACGUACUACUGGACAAGGUACACCACCCAUUCAAUCGACUGAAACAAAUAGUGUACAAGAGUCAAACAAUGUUCAGUUGUCAUCUGGAAAUUCUCGUCGUACACCUGACUAUGAUAACUCUUCACUUCGCAAUCAAAUUAAUACAAAUGAAGAAGCUUUCUUUGACUUAAUCGAAGGGGUUCAGGGUGCUAGAAUGAAUGACCAACGAGCCAACUUAUCUGUUUUCCCUGGUCUUCGUUCUGGUCCAGGUCUUCAUUUAUUAGAUAGCAAUAAUAAUACUACUACUCCUGCUAAUAAUAAUAACAACCGUUAUUUCGGUUCAACUAAUUCAGUGUUCAAAUCAACAAGUAGCUGUGCAAGUGAUGGUCUUCCAGAACCUAGGCUACGCAAUAACAGCAGUAAUAAUGAUGAUGUCACUGGAUUAUUUGAUCAUAAUCCAACCACCACCACUACAUUUCCUGCUACAAGAGCUAGUUGUGGUAGCUGUGAAACAGGAAGAGCGGUAAUAAGAGGAGGAGUGGGAAGUAAUGCUGCUGGUAGUGGUGUUGAUACACGUGGACGUCGCGGUCAUACUGUUUCAUCUACUGGUGAUUUGGACGAUGAGUUUUUAGAAAUGAUAUUUCGAAUUCAGACAUGUACACGAAUCAACGACCAACGAACCAAUCUACCUGAUCCCCUUACUCAAGUUCAAUCACAUACUAAUCCAACUCAUCGUAAUAAUGAUAAUGGUGAUGGUUCCAGGGGAAUCCGUCAACCAAUAAGUACAUCAGAAGCAACAACAAUAACAACGUCUAAUUCACAUAGAGAAUUAACUUUAUAUACUUCAUCCGGUGCAUUUAAUAAUUUAACAAAUCGAUGUUCUGUCCCAGCUAUCGUUGAUGAUGAUGAUGGUGAUGCUAACGAUCUAUUUGCAUUAAUUCAGCGUGUUCAAUCGACACGUUUAGAUGAACAACGAUGUCGUCCACCGUUGUAAUAAUAUUGUCAUUAUCUAGAAUCAUGUUUAUCAAACUGUGUAUGUAUGUCUGUAUGCUACUACCGAUGGAACAAUUUUCAUGUUUGUAAACUCCCUAUACCAUUUGAUUUGUAAAAUAAUAGCCACAUGACUAAGUAUGAAAUUCUAACAUUCUCCCCUCCAUAAAAAUCAAUUUUCGCGACAGUAGCCUUGUCGAGUGAUCAAUGUGGAGCAAUGAACAACAACAUGUAAAAUAAACAAUUGGGAGUAGAAAAAAAAUUUGCCAGAAACGAUUGUGAAUUGUAUUAUAUAUUCUUUUCUUUUACUAAUCAUCACUUCGUCUUCAUCAUCAUCGAGACAUAUUUAUUUCAUAUCUUCACAGUUGAACGAACUUGUAUCUCCUUUGGAUUUUUUAUUCCUGAAUUACUAAUCUUUGAUUGAAAAUCGUGAUUCGUUACAAUUUUUUCUUUUGCUUUAUCUGACGAAGAUAACAUCUAAUUCAUGAUCAAUUAAAGGUUGAUAUGCUUUCUGGUGUUUCCUGCGUCUUGCAAUUGAUUGUACGCCUCCCCACUCCUUGCCCCCCAUGUCAACAACAUUCCUUUCAGGUGUGUGUUGUCAUCUUGACUUUUUUCUUCGCAUUUCGAUAUCUAAUCCAGAGGUUAUCUCUAGGUAGAUACUCUUGAUAAGUUUUGACGGGCUGAAUUCUUUUGUUUUUAGUAUAAACCAGCAGUAAAUAACACUAAUAUUAAUCAUAAUGUAGCAGUAUAUAUCGGUGAACCAAAAAAGAUUAAAUAAGUACAUGUACAACAUGUAUAAAUAUUGCAUUACGUUCCCACUUCUUCCUAUUGAACCAUGUUUAAUCUGCCCAAACUCACAAAGUACCUCAUAAUCCUAUUUAUUUCUACUUUAUGUGUGUGGUUUAUAAUGUAUUUGUGUAUUCCCAUAGAAACUUUCCAUUAUUAUUAUUACUAUCAUUCAAUAUGUGUGUAAACAAGUGAGUGUAUUGUGCAUGUACUUUGUACUGGUGAGUGUUCGCUUCCUCUCCGUGUCUGUCUGUCUAUCAAUCGGUGUGUGGUUCUUUUUUAUGUUCUUUGUUGUUGCAAUGUAUCUAACUACUAAUACAGUCAGUGUAAUUUUUUCUUCAUGUCACCACUUUCUCUCUGUCUCUUCUUCUCAUAGCUCUGUUUUCUUUUCUGAAUUGUCAUAUAGCGCAUUGUCCUUCUCUGUUUCUCGCGUAUAUCCAUGUUUUAUUCAGAAAAACAUAUUUAGUAACAAAGAAUAGAUGUAUUUUUUAAAUUUUAUUCAUUUGAAAAGAUGUUCUACAAUUUUUGGUUCUUUUGAUUCAACCUUGGUAGUAAUAUCGGGAAGUUGCUAAUCUAUUCGAAAAUAAUCCAAAUAACUUAUGUUGAACUAGUCGAUCAUCUGACAUUCUCAUUUCAGUUGUUAUUGUGUUUAGAGGUAGCUUUGUUCAGCUAAUUAAUCUCAUAU
Schistosoma mattheei is the source of this 6322-nucleotide messenger RNA. Lineage: Eukaryota; Metazoa; Platyhelminthes; Trematoda; Strigeidida; Schistosomatidae. The record is from the annotation of a GenBank genome assembly.